AUGGGAGACAUAAAGGCGGUAACAGUACUACGUAACGGAGCCAUCAUCAUAGAAUUAGAUUCAGAACCCUUAGCCUCCUGGCUACGAGACCCCACAGGACGCACCUUAUUUGAAGGACAGUUUGAUGCCACAGUAUCGUUCCGCUUCCGUACAUAUGCUUUAGUUCUGGAAUACUUACCGAUUCAGUUACAGCUAGGAGAUGAACAAUUCCUCCACCGCAUUGAAGACGAAAAUCAACUACCUACGGACUCCCUAACAUCCAUCCGUUGGAUCAAACCCCCCAUUCGCAGGACACAACAACAGCGUAAGGCA
Molecule: messenger RNA, 312 nt
Organism: Suillus plorans
Lineage: Eukaryota; Fungi; Basidiomycota; Agaricomycetes; Boletales; Suillaceae
Exons: 1
Source: RefSeq, a predicted model, not a curated record